AGAAAACAAGUCAGCGAAAAUGAAGGUUUGGAUUUCAGUAGCUGCCAUCGUGGCUCUAUAUGUUAGCCUUUGCGUUGCUGAUUUUAGCAAACAGGAAAUGAAAGGCAUACUCAGCGGUGCCAGAGAAUGCGUUAGUCAACUCAGAAUCGGACCGGAUGCGUCAAGUUUCGUUCAAAGUGUCAUGUACUACCGGGAUGUGAAGAACGAUGACAUCACUAAGAAAUAUAUAAAAUGCGUUAUGGAAUCCAUGGGACUACUGGAUACCGAGGGAGUUAUUCAAACUCAGGUGAUCGUCAAUUACUUCAAGGACAAUUUUGAUGAGCAGUUACUGAAAAAGUUAAUGCACACUUGUGGACAACCCGAGGGGGAGACUACCGAGGAUAAAACGUGGAACUUCUACAAUUGCUGCUUUAUCAACAAGGAAUUCGAUAUCUGAACGGAUACGAGAGAUGCCAUUUAUUGUUUGUAGAAAAUACUAAAGUUUGGUUGACAUUAUGAAUAAACGUAUUUGGAUAUUGUUGUUCAACAGUA
This is a messenger RNA of Aedes aegypti (yellow fever mosquito), 531 nucleotides long. RefSeq lists its product as uncharacterized. Bases 20 to 436 code for a protein of 138 amino acids. Gene Ontology annotation, molecular function: odorant binding. Gene Ontology annotation, biological process: sensory perception of smell. Lineage: Eukaryota; Metazoa; Arthropoda; Insecta; Diptera; Culicidae. The transcript is spliced from 3 exons. The record is from RefSeq and is a predicted model, not a curated record.